Ailuropoda melanoleuca (giant panda) is the source of this 1152-nucleotide messenger RNA. RefSeq names its product ATP synthase subunit beta, mitochondrial-like. Gene Ontology annotation, biological process: proton transmembrane transport; proton motive force-driven mitochondrial ATP synthesis. Lineage: Eukaryota; Metazoa; Chordata; Mammalia; Carnivora; Ursidae. The transcript has a single exon. Gene Ontology annotation, molecular function: proton-transporting ATP synthase activity, rotational mechanism; ATP hydrolysis activity; ATP binding. The annotation marks the transcript as partial. The record is from RefSeq and is a predicted model, not a curated record. Gene Ontology annotation, cellular component: proton-transporting ATP synthase complex.
AUGUUGGGGUCUGUAGGUCGCUGUUCUGCAGGGGCCCUGCGAGGCCUUACCCCGCUACUGAGAGGUGGCCCUGCUGCUGCCUGCUCCCGAAGAGAUUAUGCGGCACAGACCACCCCUGCUCCCAAGGCUGGAGUUGCAACUGGUCGCAUUGUAGCAGUAAUUGGUGCUGUUGUGGAUGUUCAGUUUGAUGAAGGGCUCCCUCCCAUUCUGAAUGCCCUUGAGGUCCAGGGCAGGGACACACGGCUGGUUCUGGAAGUUGCCCAGCAUUUAGGUGAGAGCACCGUUCGGACCAUUGCCAUGGAUGGCACGGAAGGUCUGGUGAGGGGCCAGAAGGUACUGGAUGCUGGCACACCUAUCCGAAUCCCGGUUGGUCCAGAAACCCUGGGAAGGAUUAUGAAUGUAAUUGGCGAGCCCAUUGAUGAGAGAGGACCAAUUACCACCAAGCAGCAUGCAGCAAUCCAUGCUGAGGCCCCAGAGUUUGUAGAAAUGAGUGUCGAGCAGGAGAUCCUGGUUACUGGCAUUAAGGUGGUUGAUUUGCUGGCACCCUAUGCCAAAGGUGGAAAGAUCGGGUUGUUCGGUGGUGCUGGUGUCGGAAAAACUGUCUUGAUCAUGGAGCUCAUCAACAAUGUGGCCAAAGCACAUGGUGGUUACUCAGUUUUUGCUGGUGUUGGUGAGCGAACCAGAGAGGGCAAUGACUUGUACCAUGAAAUGAUUGAGUCAGGCGUCAUCAACCUGAAGGACGACACCUCCAAGGUGGCUUUAGUGUACGGACAAAUGAAUGAACCACCAGGUGCGCGUGCUCGUGUUGCCUUGACUGGUUUGACCGUUGCAGAGUACUUCAGAGAUCAGGAGGGACAGGAUGUGCUGCUAUUCAUUGACAACAUCUUUAGAUUUACACAAGCUGGCUCUGAGGUGUCUGCUUUGCUGGGAAGAAUCCCCUCUGCUGUCGGCUACCAGCCAACCCUGGCCACUGACAUGGGCACCAUGCAGGAGAGGAUCACCACCACCAAGAAGGGAUCCAUCACCUCUGUGCAGGCCAUCUAUGUACCUGCUGAUGAUUUGACUGACCCUGCCCCUGCCACCACCUUUGCUCAUUUGGAUGCUACAACUGUACUGUCGCGUGCUAUCUCAGAGUUGGGAAUCUACCCUGCU